UGCCAGGCAGCUGACUGACUGAAUAGGGAGGAGCUGUGAAACUUUGCUGCGGUCAGUUAAUUCCUGCUGAUACGCCUUAACAAUCAACUCCCGUCUUCGACCACGCCAAAGGAAAACAAACAAACAAAAAAAAAACAAGACAGUGUUUGGAAAACAUAGGAUCAACUUUUUGGGAACCGUGAAGCUGGGACAAUUUGUGCGUAUUAAAAUGGGAAGCUGGAAGAAUCACGUGCGCGGUCAACUGCAAAACAGAGACCAAAGAGAGAAAGUCCCAUACGCUGGCGUCUUCACAAGCUUGUCUCAGUUGGAAGAGCGUUUUGAAAUUCGCAAACAAAUUUUAGAAGAUGUCCAGACUAAGAGUUUAGAGCGAGGUGGAGUUGAAGCUGGGAAAAACACAAGCCUCCUUCAACUCCAGCUAAGAGAAAGUGAACAUCUGGCAGAAAAGCUGUCUCAGACUGUCUCCGACUUGACCACUGUCCUGUAUUUGAAAGAGGCUGAACUGCAAUACUGGCAGUCACGUGUUUCCCGUCACCGCCAAGAGGCACUUACUCUGGCUAAAGGGAGUAAAACCCUGAAGGCGACCCUUUCCGAAUAUGAGUUCACCAUAGAGUGUCAAUGCAAAGAGCUGGCAGCUCUGCAUGUGGAGCAGAAAGAACUAAAAGAAGCAGCAGCACAAGCUUGGAAAGAGAAAGAAGAACUCUUGCAACGAUGGAUGGAGGAGAAGAGGGAGGAGGCAGACAGACUGAACAAGUACAAUGACACUCAGGAAAGGUGGCAACGUUUAGCCAAACAAUUGAAGAAGCACCUCCACAAGGAGAUGGCACCAGGUUAUGAUCCCAUAGAGACCAGCUCUUUGAGUGGGAUCAAUAGUACAACAGAUAUCCACUAGGGACACGCAGAACACAAUCAUGUCCCAGCUGUGGAAAAAGUCUAAUAACUUUAUGGGAUCCCAGAGACGACAAUUCACAGUACGAUUACCUCUCGGUCCAUUUCCCCUCGCUUGAAGUUUAAAAACUUAAUUGCCCACCUGUGACACCAGAACAAUGACCAAGGAAUGACUCUUAGGACAAAUUGUUUUUUGUUCAUAUUUGUCUCUGGGUUUUUUUUAUAAUUUAAAAAAUUUAAAGAUUCACUAUAUUCUUCAAAUAUAUUGUUUAAUUUAGAUUUUGUUACAGUGCCUAAUUUACGUUUACUGCUUUAAUUAAAGUCAUCCUUUACACAAGAAAUGUCAAAUUACGCUGCAGUUAACUUAUCACAUCUGGACAUUGUCCUGACUGACACCUCUCACUAAAGAAUUUUAAAGUCGGUACAUUUCAUAUAAACAGUCAAGGCUCAGUAUUAGUGAUGAUUAUGUGUUAAUUCCACCUUUUAACUUUGUUUCUUUGCAAAAAAAAAUAACAUGAAGCAUUUUUAAUUCCUAGGCUGUAGUCUUUUGUAAAGGAAACUGAAAAUGUAUUAAUCUGGGACCUUUUAAAGAUUACUUUUUUAACAUGUUUUAAAAUAAACUUUUGAAUCAUGAACAUUUCUUAUUAAAAUGGAAAAACCUGCAUGUACUCUGUCCCAGAUAAAGAUAUGUAAUUGUGUUGUUUUUUUUCUAUAUCAAGUGUUGUGGAAAAUAAAGUCACUUAUGUGCUAA
Messenger RNA from Thunnus maccoyii (southern bluefin tuna), 1636 nucleotides. RefSeq lists its product as uncharacterized. The transcript has 7 exons. Gene Ontology annotation, cellular component: autophagosome membrane. The record is from RefSeq and is a predicted model, not a curated record. Gene Ontology annotation, biological process: negative stranded viral RNA replication; autophagosome assembly. NCBI's taxonomy places the organism in Eukaryota, Metazoa, Chordata, Actinopteri, Scombriformes, Scombridae. Bases 209 to 889 code for a protein of 226 amino acids.